Molecule: messenger RNA, 3053 nt
Organism: Eucalyptus grandis
Lineage: Eukaryota; Viridiplantae; Streptophyta; Magnoliopsida; Myrtales; Myrtaceae
Product: BEL1-like homeodomain protein 7
Exons: 6
Coding region: 659-2668 (669 amino acids)
Biological process (GO): regulation of transcription by RNA polymerase II
Molecular function (GO): DNA-binding transcription factor activity, RNA polymerase II-specific; RNA polymerase II cis-regulatory region sequence-specific DNA binding
Source: RefSeq, a predicted model, not a curated record
GAGAGAGAGAGAGAGAGAGAGCAGAACUUCCAUGCUCAUGGAUGAGAGAGACGGCCACAGGUAGAGAGCAAGAGAGAGAGAGAGAGAUGGUGUGAGAGAGAGACGAGAGGAGGGGGUUUAAGGGAGGGUUUAGGUCUACCAACUGGUGGUUACAGAUUAAGCACCUUAACCAAACACCAGCCAGGAAUUAGAGGGGAAGGGAGGGAGGGGAGGAAUGAGGAGGAGAAGCAACAUUGCUGGUUAAAACUCCAACAACUACUACUAGUCGGCUAGCUCUGUUUCAAGCAAGAACCCAAAGCUAAGCAAUCCACGGAGCUUUAAAAAGCAGUGACUGUUUCGGAAAGUGAGUGUUUGUGUGGGUUGCAGACAGAAAGAAAGAAAAAAGAACCAACUUUUGCGAAGAGAGAGAGAGAGAGAGAGAGAGAGAGAGGAAGAGGGUCGGGUCUUGUGUGUGGUUCUCAGGUGUGUGAACUGGGUCUCUCCAAUAGUUCAUUGCAAAUUGGAGCCUUUCUUUCUGCUGAAUUCUCGGGACCAGAGGAUGUUUGGUGUCUUGGAAGAGUUUUUUGCCCGUUCUGUGGUAUACCCUCAACUGGUAUAGGCCUUCAGAGCUCUCUCGGUCAUUAUGAAAGGCCUACUCAGAUAAGCAGUUGCAAGCAGCAUGUCGACUUACUAUACCAGUUCCAGUGACCAAAGAGAUGCUGCACCUGUUCUAUACUUACGAGAACACGCCCCCACAUCGCACGCUGAAGAACCUCUUCUUCCUGGCAAUAAUAUGACAUAUGUAACUUCUGGUUUCUUCUCGAGUGCAUUGACCGGGAAUCCUCAGCAGCAAAGUAAUGGCAUGGAUAUGUUGUCUGUUGGUGGUCUGGAUACUAUGCCGCAGCACCAAGCUAUGUUUUCUGGCCUUGGUGGGUCCCAAAUGAGCGAUCAUGGUUUGGCUGGGUGGAGAGAUGGGAGGAAUGAGAUGCUUUUUAUGCAGCCAAUGGCCAGCCACUCAACAGUCCAAGAUGGUCAGAACAUGCAGGGACAGGGACUUUCACUUAGUUUGGGGACGCAUAUUCCCUCAGGCAUCCACAUUCCUUCGAGUCAAUAUCGGAGUCAGAACUUGGGUUUAACUGCGUUCUUAAGUCCUAAUUCGUCAAAAUCGGCUGAAAGCAAUAGUAGAAAUGGCUCCACUGUUGAUGAACAACCAAGAAGUGCAGAGUUCUUCCCCCAGAGUCUAGUAGGAGCCAACCAAGACUUGAACACAGGGAACUUUUCUGUAAAUGGAAUGUCAAACAUGUCAAGAAUGCUUUCGAAUUCUAGAUACCUAAGGGCAGCUCAACAGCUGCUUGAUGAGGUUGUUAAUGUUCGGAAAGCUUUGAAGCAAUCUGAUAGUGAGAAGAUUAAGAAGUCUGAAGAGGGAGAUGAGGAUUCCAAGAAAGACGUGGUCUCAAAUCCUCAAGAGUCGGAUGGUAAUUCCGCUGGCGACCUUUCACAGGCUGAAAGACAAGAAUUGCAGAGCAAGUUGGCCAAACUUUCGUCAAUGUUGGAUGAGGUUGAUAGAAGGUACAAACAGUAUUACUAUCAGAUGCAGAUUGUAGUGUCGUCCUUCGACGUGAUAGCAGGACCUGGUGCUGCUAAACCAUACACAGCCCUUGCCCUUCAGACGAUAUCGCGCCACUUUAGGUGCUUGCGAGAUGCAAUAAGCACCCAAAUUCAAGCAACCCGUAAGAGUCUUGGGGAACAAGAUGCUUCUGGAAGCAGUAAAGGAGUGGGAAUACCCCGGCUUCGUUUUUUGGACCAGCAGCUCAGGCAGCAACGAGCCCUACAGCAGCUUGGGAUGAUGCAACAGCAUGCAUGGAGGCCGCAAAGAGGACUUCCUGAGAGUUCUGUUUCUAUUCUUCGGGCCUGGCUAUUUGAGCAUUUUCUUCAUCCUUACCCAAAGGAUUCUGACAAAAUCCUGCUUGCAAGGCAGACAGGCUUGACAAGAAGUCAGGUCUCGAAUUGGUUCAUCAAUGCAAGAGUGCGUCUCUGGAAACCUAUGGUCGAAGAAAUGUACAAAGAAGAGAUUGGGGAUGCGGAAAUGGACUCCAACUCAUCCUCCGACACAGCCAAGCCAAAAACAGGAGAUAUCAAGUCCUCCAUGGAGGACCGGGUGGAAGAAGUGCAACAGAGUUCAACAGCUACACAGAGAUGCAGCUCAGGCCAGCUCAUGGACUCAUCAUUCGACCGGACUCCAGAUGUCGAAAUGGCAGGCCACUCUGUGGGAUUCAACUACCUGAACGGGAGACAUAGAGAUGUCGAAGCUGAAUAUGGCCAGAUGAAGCUAAAUGGAGAGCAAGCUGGUGUCGACGAUUGCGGUCUCUUCCAGAAUUCCAUGGUUCAGUCCGGCAGCAACAAUGACAGGUUUAUGGCUGCUGCCGCUGCCUAUCAAAUGGCCGAGCUGGGAAGGUUUGGGGGAGGGAGCGGGGUGUCCCUUACUCUGGGACUGCAACAUUGCGAGGGAGGCACCAUGCCCGUCUCUACUGGUGCCCACAGCGGCUUCCUGGCCAUGAGAGGGGAUGACAUGUACAACCAGGCGGCUUCUUCCAUAGGCACCGAGACGACAGAAUUUGAAAGCAUCAACAUCGGGAACCAGCAGCAGAGGUUUGGUUCCACGCAAUUGUUACACGAUUUCGUGGCGUGACAACCUCCACGGACUUAUCCUCAUGACGAGAAAGCCUCCGAGACCAUUCCGUUAAAGCUUGCGGCAGGGAUGUUAGGGAAAUGACUUGUAUUGUGGCACCAGCACAGAAAAGUCUGUAUGAUAAUGUUUUUCUUUUUUUUGGAAGGGUUAGCAAGAUCUGUAAAGAUUUAAGAUUCACACACUAUUUGUUUAAUAUGUGAACUGGGGAAUUGUAUAAUUAGGGCCAAGCCAAGCUUAGUACAGAAAUAAUGAAAAGGGAAUGUUGGGGUUGAAACUUUUGAAUUGGUGGGGUUGUGAUUGUGGCGGCGAUUGGGGAAAAGAUUCUUCUCCUUGUAAUGGGCAUGAAUGAAUAAUACUAAUAAAGACCCCAUCUUUUCUUUUCACA